ACCUCACCCCCUUUUCCUGGAAGAAGCAUGAGGUGGGGGAGCUGUUCCUCAGCCCCAUCCUGGAGAGAGGUCGCCCAGGGAGCUGGGAGCACAGCGGACUGGCUCUGACUCUGAUUCCUUUCCGUUUCACGGGAAGAAGCCCAGGUAUUUUCACCCAGAGGAGGGACGAUGUAGCUCCAGGCUCAGCUUCUCUCCUCAUACUUGCAGGUCCCUUCUUGUGGUCUGCUGCACCUCUGGAAGGCUAUGAUGGGAAUGAAGGUGGCCGCCUGCAGGUUUCACCGGACCGGCUGCUUCUGCCUAGAAGGUCAUCCUUUCCAAGCAGGAAAAGUGCUCCCCGUGGUGGUCGACCUCAAGGGACCAGACACACUGUAGAGAGAAAUGGAUGAAAGCAGCUUGGGGGGCCCCAGACGCGUGCUCCCCGCGGUCUAGUCCAGGGACGCCCUUCCGCGGGGCCCUGGCCUUCUGGAAUGUGGCCGGCUGCGGCCGCAUGGCUGAUUCCUGAGUGACGAUGCUUCGGCGGGGGCUGCUGGCGUGCGUCUCUCGCGUGGUGGUUUUGCUCGUGCUGCUCUGCUGUGCCGUGUCCGUGCUCUACAUGCUGGCCUGCACCCCGAAGGGGGACGAGGAGCGGCUGGGGCUGCCCCGGGCCAACGGCCCCACGGGGAAGGAGGGGUACCAGGCGGCCCUGCAGGAGCGGGAGGAACAGCACCGCCACUACAUCAGCAGCCUCAAGCGGCAGGUCGCGCAGCUCAAGCAGGAGCUGCAGGAGCGCGGCGAGCGGCUCAGGAGCGCGCAGUCUCACCCCAGCGACGCAGCGGGCCUGCGGCUGGAGCCGGGGCCCCCCGAGAAAACCCAGGCGGACCUGCUGGCCUUCCUGCGCUCGCAGGUGGACAGGGCGGAGGUGCACGCCGGCGUCAAGCUGGCCACGGAGUACGCCGCCGUGCCUUUCGACAGCUUCACGCUGCAGAAGGUGUACCAGCUGGAGACCGGCCUGACUCGGCACCCCGAGGAGAAGCCCGUGAGGAAGGACAAGCGGGAUGAGCUGGUGGAAGCCGUGGAGUCGGCCCUGGAGACCCUGAACAGCCCUGCGGAGGGCAGCCCGAAUCGGCGCCCCUACUCGGCCUCGGAUUUCAUAGAAGGGAUCUACCGCACAGAGAAGGAUAAAGGCACUCUGUAUGAGCUCACAUUCAAAGGGGAGCAGAAGCACGAAUUCAGACGACUCGUCUUGUUUCGACCGUUUGGCCCCAUCAUGAAAGUAAAACAAGAAAAGCUCAACAUGGCCAACGCACUCAUCAACGUUAUCGUGCCACUGGCAAAGCGGGUAGACAAGUUCCGGCAGUUCAUGCAGAAUUUCAGGGAGAUGUGCAUCCAACAGGAUGGGAGAAUUCAUCUCACCGUUGUUUACUUUGGGAAGGAAGAAAUGAAUGAGGUCAAAGGAAUACUUGAAAACACUUCCAAAGCUGCCAACUUCAGGAACUUUACCUUCAUCCAACUGAACGGAGAGUUUUCUCGGGGAAAGGGCCUUGAUGUGGGAGCCCGCUUCUGGAAAGGAAGCAACGUCCUUCUCUUUUUCUGUGACGUCGACAUCUACUUCACCUCCGAAUUCCUCAAUACGUGCAGACUGAACACACAGCCAGGGAAGAAGGUAUUUUAUCCGGUCCUUUUCAGUCAGUACAAUCCCGGCAUAAUAUACGGCCAUCAGGACGCAGUGCCUCCCUUAGAACAGCAGCUGGUCAUAAAGAAGGAGACUGGAUUUUGGAGAGACUUUGGAUUUGGGAUGACCUGUCAGUACCGGUCAGACUUCAUCAAUAUAGGCGGCUUCGAUUUGGACAUCAAGGGCUGGGGCGGAGAGGACGUGCACCUUUACCGCAAGUACCUCCACAGCAACCUCAUCGUGGUGCGGACGCCGGUGCGCGGGCUCUUCCACCUGUGGCACGAGAAGCACUGUGCGGACGAGCUGACCCCCGAGCAGUACAAGAUGUGCAUGCAGUCCAAGGCCAUGAACGAGGCGUCCCACGGGCAGCUGGGCAUGCUGGUGUUCAGGCACGAGAUCGAGGCUCACCUUCGCAAGCAGAAACAGAAGACGAGCAGCAAAAAAACAUGAACUCCCAGGCCUAGACCUGGGGAGAUGCUUUCGUUUUUCCCUUUCAUGAUUACCAAACAUGGGGCUGUGACAAGGAAGAGGUUUCCCUAAAGGUGAAAAAAAAAAAAAAAAAAAAAAA
This is a messenger RNA of Enhydra lutris kenyoni (northern sea otter), 2219 nucleotides long. RefSeq names its product chondroitin sulfate N-acetylgalactosaminyltransferase 1. Lineage: Eukaryota; Metazoa; Chordata; Mammalia; Carnivora; Mustelidae. The transcript is spliced from 9 exons. The record is from RefSeq and is a predicted model, not a curated record. Bases 509 to 2101 code for a protein of 530 amino acids. Gene Ontology annotation, molecular function: glucuronosyl-N-acetylgalactosaminyl-proteoglycan 4-beta-N-acetylgalactosaminyltransferase activity. Gene Ontology annotation, cellular component: Golgi cisterna membrane.